CCACCACCCGUGGCUGCUGUGUCCAGACGGAGAAUGUUCUAGCGUGGGGACGGCUGCGGAUGAAGUCCUUGGGGGGAAAAGGAGCAGGCCAAGGGCGAUGGUGGAGUAGAGCUGCCUCACAGAGGCAGCAUGAGCUGAGAGGGUGACAGGAAGGAAGGAGGCGCUAGACAGCAUGGAGGACUUUCUGCUCUCCAAUGGGUACCAGCUGGGCAAGACCAUUGGGGAAGGGACCUACUCAAAAGUCAAAGAAGCAUUUUCCAAAAAACACCAAACAAAAGUGGCAAUUAAAAUUAUAGACAAGAUGGGAGGGCCGGAAGAAUUUAUCCAGAGAUUCCUGCCUCGGGAGCUCCAGAUUGUCCGUACCCUGGACCACAAGAACAUCAUCCAGGUGUAUGAGAUGCUGGAGUCUGCUGACGGGAAAAUCUACCUGGUGAUGGAGCUGGCUGAAGGCGGGGACGUCUUUGACUGUGUGCUGAAUGGGGGGCCACUUCCCGAGAGCCGGGCCAAGGCCCUCUUCCGUCAAAUGGUCGAGGCCAUCCGCUACUGCCAUGGCUGUGGUGUGGCCCACCGGGACCUCAAGUGUGAGAACGCCUUGUUGCAGGGCUUCAACCUGAAGCUGACUGACUUUGGCUUCGCUAAGGUGUUGCCCAAGUCACGUCGAGAGCUGAGCCAGACGUUCUGCGGCAGCACAGCCUACGCCGCCCCCGAGGUGCUGCAGGGUAUUCCUCACGAUAGCAAGAAGGGCGACGUCUGGAGUAUGGGCGUGGUCCUGUACGUCAUGCUCUGUGCCAGCCUACCUUUUGACGACACAGACAUCCCCAAGAUGCUGUGGCAGCAGCAGAAGGGGGUGUCCUUCCCCACUCAUCUGGGCAUCUCAGCCGAAUGCCAGGACCUGCUCAAGCGGCUCCUGGAACCAGACAUGAUCCUCCGGCCUUCAAUCGAAGAAGUUAGUUGGCAUCCAUGGCUAGCAAGCACUUGAUAAAAGCAAUGGCAAGUCCUCCCCAAUAAAGCAGGGGGAGAAAGCAAACCCAAAAA
Messenger RNA from Panthera uncia (snow leopard), 1035 nucleotides. RefSeq names its product testis specific serine kinase 3 (gene TSSK3). Gene Ontology annotation, cellular component: cytoplasm. The transcript has 2 exons. Bases 173 to 979 code for a protein of 268 amino acids. Lineage: Eukaryota; Metazoa; Chordata; Mammalia; Carnivora; Felidae. Gene Ontology annotation, molecular function: tau-protein kinase activity; ATP binding; protein serine/threonine kinase activity. Gene Ontology annotation, biological process: microtubule cytoskeleton organization; intracellular signal transduction; protein phosphorylation. The record is from RefSeq and is a predicted model, not a curated record.